Molecule: messenger RNA, 2742 nt
Organism: Bacillus rossius redtenbacheri
Lineage: Eukaryota; Metazoa; Arthropoda; Insecta; Phasmatodea; Bacillidae
Exons: 9
Coding region: 76-1644 (522 amino acids)
Molecular function (GO): protein binding
Source: RefSeq, a predicted model, not a curated record
AAUCAGACAGGGCACUAUCUGACGUACGUGGCCCAAACAGCCCGCUAAUCUACAUUAUGUCUUGCACGGCUGAGGAUGUUUUUUGAGGUGCAUUUAGGAUGGCUUCUGGUGUUGGCCAUUGUUCCGUCUGGACUCUUGGAGGAUUGUAGAGUGUACGACAGCCUGAGCAGAGUGACGGUCGCGGGAGACGUGGUGAGCUGGGAGGGCAGCUACAACGCCUCCUGCCUGCGGAGGCUGGAGGUGUGCUGGACCUACCCGGAGCUCGGCGUGUCCGGGUGCGGCGAGGCGCCCUUGGACUCCGGCAGCCUCCGGAUCAAGGGCUCCCGCCCCUGCCGGCGCUUCACCGUCAGCGUGAGGGCCGUCGGCUUGGACCCGGGUGACGACUACACCUACCCGGGCAACGGAUACACGGGCCCGUCCACGGUGACGGGACUGAAGGUGACGCAGAAGGGCAGCGACGUGGCCGCUCUGACGUGGUCGCCCUUCGGCAAGGACUCGUGCGUCACGGGCGUGCAGCUGUGGAUCUGCGACAACCGGACCGCCAACCUGAGCACCUGCAUGUACGAGGCCGUGGCGCGGGACGCCAGCUCCUUCGAGCUGCACGGCGUGGAGCCCUGCCGCCGCCUGUUCGCCGUCAUGAGGACCGAGGACAAGUACCGCGGCCAGGUCUCCUCGCUCGCCUCGCUGCCCGUGUACCUCGACUCCUCCGCGGCGGUGACGCGGGCGAGGGCGACGAACGUGACCCACGACUCCGCGGCGGUGGAGUGGCGGCUGUCCACCCCGGGCCGGGCCUGCGGCUCGCAGCGGGUGCAGCUGUGCCUGCGGCGAGCCGAUGAGGGGGAGGAGGCCGCCUCCAGGGACUGCUGGAGCUGGAGCCUGGGGCAGCAGCCGGGGGACUCCUUGCAGCUCGCCGACCUCGCCGCCUGCACCGCCUACGAGGCCGCCGUCAGCCUGAGCUCCGCGCUGGGCGAGACCAGCAGGACCGCCGCCUUCACCACGCCCAUGCACGGAGAGGUGAUUGACGCCGCAGUUGCUGACGUCACCGACACCACAGCCGUGGUCACGUGGUCCUUGGACGCAGACGGCACAGACUGCCACCCCGACAGCAUGCAGGUGUGCUACACGCCGGCCGGGCGGGUCGGCGGCGCGCUGUGCCACUCCCUGCGCACCGCCGCCUCCAGGGUGCGGCUGCAAGGCCUGGCGAGCUGCGCCGAGCACCUGGUGCUGCUGACUCUGGCGACGAGCGUCGAGCCCAGACCCUCCCGCGAGCUCCGCAUCACCACCACCAGCCAGGGUCACCCCGUGCUGGCGGCCAUGAGCGCUACGGCGGGGAAGGACCUGGUGCGCGUGGAGUGGAUGCCGGCCGAAUCGAGCCUGCAGUGCGUGCGGCUGUACAACGUGUCCUGGUACUCCUCGGGCGACCCCAGGAGGACCUGGCAGUCCUUGCCGACUGACACCACGUCCUACACCAUCCACGCCGUGUCCAGCGGGCAGACGUACUAUGUGCAGGUUUCUGCGGUCUUCCUGGACAGCACCGCCGAGUCGCUCUCCCGACACGUGGACGUCCCUGCUCGCUCGGGUUCUUCAAAACAAGUUGGAAGAGUCUUCCUCGUGUUUUGUGCACUGUCCGUGUUUGUGGUCUGACUGUACCAAAGCUACACACGAGACAUCUCUCCACAGUUAUUCCAAGAGGAAAUGUUAGCUACCAGAGUGAUGUACACCGGGAUUGACAACACUAAUAUCACACUCGGCCCAGCAAACACAAUGAAGAAAAUAAUUCCAAAUUAUUAUCAACGGGCCUUUUGGUAACAGCUAUUUAUAGACAGGGUGUUCGGGAACAUCGGGAUAUACAUUUAUCGGGUGUCAGGGAAUGUGCCUGAAUGAGCAAAAUUUUGUUAAUGGACAUGUCCGGAAAUAACAACCCUGCAAAAUUGCAGGCGUGAACACUAGGACGCAGAUUUGAAUUUCGCGCCCAACUGGGCACCAUCCCGUUGGCUGAGAGGUCGCGCAAUCACAAGCGCCGUGAUUCAUCGUGUUCAGGCGCUCCACGGUGAGAAGGUGACGAGUUGGUCAAAUGCAAUGGCAACCUGCUGUUUGUCUUACGGCACAGUUGGUAGUAGUGUUGCUAUUCCGUGUUUGGCCUUUAGCGAUCAGCGCAGUGUUGCCAGUUGCUGGGAUCGAGCGGCCUCUCAGCCAUUGGAGUGGAGCCUACUGCGCGGGAAAUUCAAAAUUUGCGCGCUGCUGAUCGAGCAUGUGACUUUGCACCGUUUCUUUUCCGAACCCACUUUCAUUAAAAAAAAAUUGCAUGUUUUGGCAUUCCCUGUCAACCAUAAUAUUUAUGCCCCCUUGUACGCGAGCACUCUGUACAUAAAGAAGUUUAAGUGUGGGUUUGAUUUUAUGCAAAUCUACACUUUACUCCGUUAUUGAUGAAAUUUCGCACACUUGACCUUCCAAACAAGAGGAAAGUAGUAGAUUUAUACAUAUUUUGAAGGAAAAAAAUCACACUCAUCCAACUUCAACUUCCCUUAAAACAUAACUUAUGGUACUUAUUAAUGAAAUUGUUCACUUUUGUCGUUCCAAAUAGAAGGAAAAUUACUGUCUACAUCACCGAAUGCUCCAGACGGACAAGCGAAAAAACACUAUGUAUUCUCAAUCUUUGAAAUAAUAUGUUCUAAAUAUAUAUAAGGAAUGAUUGAUUGUUUACUAUAAAAAUUAGAUCUAUAGUUUUUAUUUGAGCUUGGU